AUGUCAUUGACAACUGCUGUCCUUGUUACAGGGAAGUUGUGGGUUUUCCAUGGCAACCAGCUAUCAUCCAGGGUCGCAGAGGUCAGAUGUCACAAAGGUUUUAUGUAUGACAUAAACAUAGAGUUUGACACUCGAGUCCUGUGUGCGUGUGCCCUCAGCCCCGAGGUUGUAUUGGUGGGAACUCUCAGCCAAUCACUGUUUGCCUACUGUACAAGGUCAAGAGUACAGCUAUGGCAUGUGCGCCUUAAUGACGCCAUCUUUGCACUGAGAGUGAUGGAUGAACAGGACAGACAGAAGAAGAUCUUUGCAGCUCUGGCGGACGGUACAGUGGCAGUGCUGGAGAAACUGUCCUCUUCAGACAGUGCCCAGUAUGAAGUAUUCUACAUUCCCGUUGGUCAGGGGCCUGUGACCUCCAUGCUGCUGAUAGACAAACAGUUAUGGUGUGCAACAGGGAACAUGGUCCAUAUAUUACAUGCUGUUACUCUGGACCCCAUGGACAACUUUGUGGUGUCCACCAACCCCUAUGACCACAUUCUGACCCUCGCCAUGAGCCAGUAUGGGGUCUGGAUUGCAAUCAAGGGGUCGUCCAUCAUUGAACUCUGGGACAACAGACUGCUCACAUGCAUGAUGUUCUUUGAUGUGAAGGAUAAUAGAUACCCAAACCUGAGGAAGGAGGAUUGUUGUUACUUCAAUGGGUCCCGUAUCACAGCAGUCCUGCCCAUAGAUCAUGCAGUGUGGAUAGGGACAGGAGACGGGAACUUGUUGCUCUAUGAUGUCAUAGACAAGGAAGGUGUCUUUCACAGCAAGGCAGCGACCCCUCACAGUGACAGCAACCUCAGCUCUCCAUACUACACCAGCUGUGGUCAAGUGGUCAAGGACCUGAGAACUCUGCACCAGGUGGGGCACAAAGUGGAGGAACUGUACUACCAGAGGCUGGAGGAACAGAAAAGUAACAGACUCAGUCCUCGCUGCUCAUUGGGCAGUGGAGUUGAAAACUCCAGAUUUCUCCAGCAGGGGGCGCCAACCAGGCAGGCCAUCAGCGACUCUGCACUGGACCAGUCUUCUAGAAUGCGAAAGAUCUCCCGUGACAGUGGCGUUACUGUUAUCUGGAACAAUCCAGCUUUCUGUGACAAGGACAUGGAGGAAAACCUCACACCUAAACUGUGCAGCUCAAGUGAAAACAGGCUGGAACAUUUCACAUUUGAUCUAUCAGAAUUUAAUGGGCAGAAAUUUGAUAAGGUCAGAGAAAAUGAGAUGUCUUAUUUAUCUGGGUUGAAAAAAUUAAAACAAGAUGGUGAAAAUGACAAUGUCAAAGAUGGUAGUAAUGAAUAUAAUUCAGAUAGUGACAGGGUUAGUCAUCAUAUCAAUGGUGAAUGGCAGUUGUCACCAAAAACAUAUAAGAAUGACAUGUCUCACAGCGGUGUCAGUAAGAGCAAAGAAGACAAAAACAACGACUGUACAAAGUUUGUACAUGAUGCUUCCAAUGGAAGCAGUGUCAGUAGGCAGCAGAAUGGUGCUAAUUGCAACAGUGGUGCUAGUGAGGAGGUUGAUACAGAAGAAGGUCAGGCAGCAGGAUACUUGUCUCACAGCCAGAAGGCAACAAACACAUGUGCAAGUGAACAGGAGCUGGAGGAUGUGGAGGGGAGAGUUAAAGAUGAACAAGCCGAAGAUUUUCAAGGUGAAUCAGAUUUCAGUUGUGUAAAUUUGGAGAAAGAUGCUGAGAGGUUCCAAAUGGAGGCAUGUGCAAUAAAGCAGGAGAGUUGUCAUGGGUUGGAAAAAAGUUCAUGUAGUACUGCUGAAGAAGGCAUACAGGCAGCUUAUCAUAUGGAGAAAUAUGAAGAAAAGCAAGGUGUCAUGAUUUCAGAUUCAGACUUUGACACAGGAAAUGAAGAAAUACAUGAAAAUCAAAUGUUAUCUAAACUUGAUCAUUCCGCCAGGCAAUCAAUAAUAAAUGAUAACAAAAAUCAGGAAUCUCAGUCACAAGCUGAAGAGACACACCAACCUUCUCUAAAAGAAAUAAUUCUUGAAGCCAUAAGGCAACAUGAGCGGUGUGAGAAUCUGCUAUGGUCAGAGCACUGUUCUCUUACAACUUCAUCAGUGCCUGUGCAUUCUUUUCAAACAGAAGAAUCACUGAUUAGGAAGCAUAGUGAUAACCUUGACCAUCCAGGUCAAGGUCAAAGCAGUGCUGGUAACAGUUCAGAAAGCACUGAUCCUAAUUCAUCUGAAACUGUAGUUCCUGCCUUUUAUUCUAGGAGUCUUAAAAAGAAAAGCACAGGAGUGGAAAAUGUUGUGGAUGUAGUGAUCAGUGAAAGUAUUGAUCUGCAUAAUGGUUGCUAUAGAGAUACUGACCCUAAGCCAGAUGAGAAGUCAAGGUCAAGUAGUGAAGUGACUGACAUUGACCUUGAUGGGUCAGCACAAAGGUCAAGGACAGACAGUGACCUCACAGACCUCGAAGCUAGGAUUGAGUCUCAAAAACUUUUGAAGAAACCCAGUUUACAAUGGGACCACAAUAUUGGUGAUGAGGAAGGAUUCAUCAGUAUGGAAACUGCAACAGACAAUGAGACAUCUUUCACAGACUUUGCAACUAAAGAAGAGAAAUUUGACAAUGGCCUCAUUUUAUUUGAGGUUGGCGAGGGAGGAGAAGAGCAAGCAGAAGAUAGUUCCAGUGGCGUUAUAAUCAAUGUCGAGGAUUUCGACAACCUUCCAGUGACUCAUAACCACACUUUGACCCAUACUUCAAGUUCUCCGGCCAUUCUGUCUACAAACUCUAUUCUACAGCAAGAUGGCGACUCGCCCCUGGAGAAAAGAGACCUGCCUAUCAGCCCCCAGGCUUCCAGGAGGACUGUCAGUUCCAAUGGCAGACAAAUUGGGAUGAAUGGCAACAUGCUUGGUUGUCACUCCAGGCAAAUGAGUCUGGACACCAAUGCUAGCUCUGUGUUCUGGUCAAGCGAAGAGGAAAGAGGGUCAACUGGCUCACUGAAGGAAGGUGAGGACACAGAUGGUGUCGUAAGGCGUAGCAGCGUCUCAGGGUUCUCCAGGCGUCUCAGCUCUAUCAGCGUCGCAUCUGCUUACUCCACCAUCAGCACCAAUGAGGUCCCAUACCUGUUUGACCUUUCUCUGCAGGCCAGGGUCAAGGUCGCAGAUAAACCAAUCAGGGCAGUUCUGUGGACAAGAUGUAGUGGUGAGCCUGUCAUUGUCAGCUGUGCUGGUUGCUAUGGUGAUGAUGAAUCUGUCCUCAAAUGGACCAAAGAAGAGGGUGAGAAAAUGUGGACCAACGAGCCCUUCAUGGAGAUCUGCCCCAUUACUUCCUCCCCGAAACGCCCCGUGUACAUGUUCAACAAACCUUUCUCGCCAAAGAACAGCAUAAGGAGCGAGAGUGAUUUGUCAUCCUAUGAGAUCAUCCAGCUGGGAAGUAGCCCAGAGAAACAUGUCAGCUUUCACCCACAAGAGAAAUCGGCAGAUCACCAGUUUUAUUAAAUUAUUUCUCAGUCAACCACUGGAUAAUUUCAUCUUUUGUAAAUUACCCAGGCAUUUUGUCAAUUGUCAAUCAAGAAACAAUCAUUGUUAUUAAAAAAAAGUAUUGCCAAUAUAUAUAUAUAUAUAUAUAGGAUCGCCUUCCCUUGGAGCCAAAAUCUAGUCCUUCAAACCCAAAAUGAUUUCAAAUUGGAUUGCAUUUUAGAUUUUAUACCUUAUAACAUUGUUGAUGAUAUAAUGUACCUUUAUGUCAACUAACAUGUUAGAAUAUGAAUUAAAGUUGCGGUUGUGGAUGACCCUGUCAUUAUGAUUUAGUGUCUAAGUUAAUUAAAAUUUCAAUUAAGUAUUAACAUUUGGAUUUAGCAGUGCGUGGAUGACACUGUUAUUAAGAUUUAGUGUUUGAAGUUAUUAAAAAUUUUAAUUAGGUAUUAAUAUUUGGAUUCAUCAGUACAUCAUGUGCACUGACUUGUAACAUAUAUGUGUACUUAUGUAGUAUGCUUACAUAAUGCCUAUGAUUAUAAUAUUUGUUAAAUGUUGACUUGUUUUAUGAACAUGUGUAUAUAUGCAUAUGUCUACACAUCAAAUAUUUCAUGAUGGUUACUUACAAUUGAAUCUUUUUCAUUAAUUUUUUUUAAUUUAGAUAUAUGAAAAUGGACCAUAUGAUUUUUGUAAUGCCCUCUUUUACAUAAUCUUUGUAAAAUCAACAUCUAUUAUCUUUCUGGACAUCAGUUUCAUAAGAAGUUGUUGAGUGAAUCAUAGUUAAAGAGGGUGUAAUUAAUACAGUCAUAUAACUCUUAAUUGAGGAACCAGAUCAUACAGGCUUUUUAUAGUACUUAAACAGAGUGAUUUAUUUUUAUAAACAUGCAUAUGAACAGAGUAUUAAAUGACAUGGACCAACCGAGAAGAUAAAGCUUGAUUUAUUUUCAUGUCUGCUGCUUGGGCAUUGGAAUGCAACUCGUUUUAUACAGACACAAAUCUCAAACAGGCACAUGCAGAAUUAAACGUGUAAAAUUUGCAGUCCCAAGUGAGAAGAAAUCUCCAACAUAUGGAUGGAGGGAUUACGUGGUAUAAAAACUACAUGUCAAAGAAAGCUUAACAGAAAAUAACUCAAGAUUUUGUGCUUCAAAAUUGGUGAGAAAUUGAUGGUAAAGAAUAAAGCAUGCUUCUUAUCAUGGCUUACAUAGAGCAUUAAUAAUUAAUUUUUUGUUAUCUUAUUAAAAGAGCAAUAUAUUAUUCUGUGAUAAUAUAAUCAGAAGUAUGAUUAUUUUAGAUUCAGAAUUGUGCUUAAGUAUAUUUUGCUUACAUAUUUGUUGAUAUAUACAUGUAUAUAUAUAUACACACAUUGCUGAUGUUUUUGUUGUUGUAUAUAUUUAAUGUUUU
Molecule: messenger RNA, 4854 nt
Organism: Lingula anatina
Lineage: Eukaryota; Metazoa; Brachiopoda; Lingulata; Lingulida; Lingulidae
Biological process (GO): regulation of GTPase activity
Molecular function (GO): GTPase activator activity; small GTPase binding
Source: RefSeq, a predicted model, not a curated record